CUCCUGCGGCUCCCGAGGGCAGGAUCUGAACCCAUGACUUCACAUGGCAAGAAAGGAGAUUCCGACUCCACACCAGGAAGUACUUUUGGAGGGUUAGGGCUGUUCCUCAGUGGAGCGGUCUCCCUCAGAAGGCGGAAGGCUCUCCUUCUUGGGAGGUUUUUAAGCAGAGGUUGGGUGGUCACCUGCCAGGGAUUCCUCAGCUGUGAUUCCUGCAUUGGAGGGGGUUGGGCUGGAUGACCCCUGGGGGCCCCCUUCCAACCCCACAAUUCUCUGACUCUUGCCUUCGCAGGUGGGCGCCGCAGCGACUGGAUGAGGCGCUGGAGAGUCUGGGAGCUCCACCGGGAUUAUUUCCCCGUCAAGGUAUGAGAAGGGGGCUGGCAGGGUCUCUGGAACCCCCGGAGACCAGAUCACAGAGGAGGAGGUGGUGGUGGCUGUCAAAGGCUGCUGGCCAUGGAAUCUGCGCACUGACAUUCAGGUGGGGGUCCAAAUGCCAAAGGCCUCGCCCCUCUUGCCUUGCAGCUGGUGAAGACGGCCGAACUGCCCCCGACGCGGAACUACGUCCUGGGCUCCCACCCCCACGGGAUCAUCUGCGCGGGGGCCUUUUCCGCCUUCUGCACCGAGGCCACGGGCUUCCCCCGCGCCUUCCCUGGCCUCCGCCCCAGCCUGGCCGCCCUCGCAGGGCUGUUUCGCAUGCCCGUCUACCGGGACUACCUGAUGAGCUUAGGGCUGACCUGGUGCCCGUUUACACCUUUGGGGAGAAUGACAUUUACCGACAGAUCCGCUUCCCCGAGGGCAGCUUCGCUCGCCGCUUCCAGCUCGGUUUCAAGCAGCUGAUCGGCUUCGCCCCUUGCCUCUUCAGCGGGAGGGGCCUCUUCUCCAGCCGCUCCUGGGGGAUCCAGCCCAUGGCUGCCCCCCUCACGGUGGUGGUGGGGAAGCCUAUCCCGGUCCCGCGCCGCCCGCGCCCCACCGAGGACGAGGUGAACAGCUUCCACGCUCUCUACGUCAAGGCCCUGAAGGAGCUCUUUGAUGCCCAUAAAGAAUCCUGCGGCCUCCCGGCCUCCCAGCAGCUCCUUGUCACCUAGACUGAGGGACCCAGACUUGACCCGAAGCAGCAUCAGGGGACGCAAGGUUGUGAUGGGGGGAGACACGCGGGAGUCUUUGCCCCCCAUCCCCUCUGUACACACAGUUUCCAAUAAAAGGCGCCGUGCCUGAUGUCUGAUUUGGGGUCCUUGGUGCCCGAACCCCCUUUUUGUGCCCGCCUGCGGAGCCCAAGGCUGGUU
Messenger RNA from Podarcis raffonei (Aeolian wall lizard), 1280 nucleotides. Its product is annotated as 2-acylglycerol O-acyltransferase 3-like. The record is from RefSeq and is a predicted model, not a curated record. Bases 234 to 1082 code for a protein of 282 amino acids. Gene Ontology annotation, cellular component: endoplasmic reticulum membrane. Gene Ontology annotation, molecular function: diacylglycerol O-acyltransferase activity. Gene Ontology annotation, biological process: triglyceride biosynthetic process. The transcript is spliced from 3 exons. NCBI's taxonomy places the organism in Eukaryota, Metazoa, Chordata, Lepidosauria, Squamata, Lacertidae.